AUGCGACUUUUCACUUCAUUUUUACUUUUCCUCAUUUAUAAAGGAGGUCGGGCAAACGAAAAUCCCGAAGAAAUCAGCGAAUGCUUGAAGAAAUGCCUGACACCCAUGGCAAAACUGGAAAGAAGCUUUUCUUAUGUAUUUAACAAUUUUGAAAAGGUUUGCGAUUUGCUCGAAGAUUCCGCAUUCUGUGCCAGAAAGUGUAGUCAGGAGGAUCAGAGGAAGUUCUACCAGUACACAACGUUUUAUAGAAUUUAUUGCGUUGAUUAUGAGGAAGAACUCCAAGAGCAUUUGACUUGCAUCGCAAAAGCGGCGAAAGAAGCGGACAAUGUGUGCAAAGACAAAUGCCGAAAUGCGCAUAAAGUGGAGAAGACGGCGUCGAAAGAGGCCCGAAUGAAGAAAGAUUGCUUGACGAUUGAAUGUACAACGAUCUGCUACUUUGAUGAGUUGGCUGAGGAAUGCCCAGAAGCUAAAGACGCCUUAAUGAAGGUCAAUAUUGGUCAGAUUCACUCUUUGACCGCUUCCAUUCAUCCGUUGACUAUGGAGAAGAUGGAGCCAGAAUGCCGCAAUAUUCAUAACACCGACUACAUGAGAACCAAAUUGCAAUCAUCGACAUCGUCUUUGUUGCUUGACCAUAAUGGAAAUGAGAACACUGAAACUGAACAGUGA
Caenorhabditis bovis is the source of this 666-nucleotide messenger RNA. The record is from the annotation of a GenBank genome assembly. NCBI's taxonomy places the organism in Eukaryota, Metazoa, Nematoda, Chromadorea, Rhabditida, Rhabditidae.